CGUCGUUUAACAAUUUCAGCACCAUGGACAGAUCAACACUGCCACGCACGCAAAGCCUACAAAACAUAAUCAUCAUGGGCAUAACAUAAUUAAUCUAUGAUGUAGCAAAGUAUCAAUAUGUAUCAAUAUAGCCUAUUUAUAAAUACAUUGUUUACAUAGCCUGUAUUUUCUAUUUCUUACAGCAUAGCGGUAAGAGAGAGCACACAAAGCCUAGGGCGCAAUUCUGUUGAGAUAGAUCAAGGAGUGGUGCAUGCGCGUCAGUGCAAGGAUCCCCUAGCGUAUUCUGAUAAGAGAUCAUCCCUCCGUGCUGCGUGGUAGAGUUGAAUAUAGCUGUAGAGGAGAGUGAGGAGUGGAGAAGCGUUCUGUGUAGAGGGGACACCGGGGAAGCGUAAUCAAUGAGGGUGCAAGUAAAAUGUAAAUAGAAGGCCGAUUCCAAACGUUGAAACACCCUCAAAACGGAAGGGCGAUAAAGGGGGGACAAGCGCUCGGUUCCGAGAGAGAACGCUUUCCCUCAUUUGAUUCUACUGAGAAGGAGCGACCGAUUCCCUUGCAAUCAUGGGGAACCGGGGGAUGGAAGACCUUAUUCCUCUUGUGAAUAAAAUGCAAGACGCCUUCUCGGCCAUCGGUCAAAAUUCCCAGUUGGAUCUGCCUCAAAUUGCUGUGGUCGGCGGGCAGAGUGCAGGGAAAAGCUCGGUGUUGGAGAACUUCGUUGGGAAAGAUUUUCUUCCCCGUGGCUCUGGCAUCGUAACCCGCCGUCCCUUGGUCCUCCAGCUGAUCAACUGUCCCACAGAAUAUGCUGAGUUCCUUCACUGUAAGGGAAAGAAGUUCACAGACUUCGAUGAGGUUCGUGGGGAGAUCGAGGCGGAGACGGAUCGCAUCACUGGGCAGAAUAAGGGAAUCUCACCGGUGCCAAUCAACCUCAGGGUCUACUCCCCACAUGUCCUGAACCUGACUCUGGUGGACUUGCCAGGGAUGACCAAGGUCCCAGUAGGGGACCAGCCUGCGGACAUUGAGCAGCAGAUCAGAGACAUGUUGUAUCAGUUUGUGACCAAGGACAACUGUCUGCUUCUGGCUGUCUCCCCAGCCAACUCUGAUCUGGCCAACUCGGAUGCCCUGAAGAUUGCCAAAGAAGUCGACCCACAGGGUCAGCGAACCAUUGGUGUGAUCACCAAGCUGGAUCUGAUGGACGAGGGGACUGAUGCCAGAGAAAUUCUGGAGAAUAAGCUGCUCCCACUGCGAAGAGGUUACAUUGGUGUGGUGAACAGGAGUCAGAAGGACAUUGAUGGGAAGAAGGACAUCACAGCGGCCAUGGCUGCAGAGAGGAAGUUCUUCCUGACCCACCCUGGAUACAGACACCUGGCUGAACGCAUGGGCACUCCCUACCUACAGAAAACACUCAACCAGCAACUGACCAAUCACAUCCGGGACACUCUGCCGGGGCUGCGGGCCAAGCUGCAGAGCCAGCUGCUGUCUAUAGAGAAGGAGGUGGAGGAGUACAAGAACUUCAGACCUGACGACCCCUCCCGCAAGACCAAGGCCCUGCUGCAGAUGGUGCAGCAGUUUUCAGUAGACUUUGAGAAGCGUAUCGAGGGCUCUGGGGACCAGAUCGACACAGCAGAGCUGUCAGGAGGAGCCAAGAUCAACCGCAUCUUCCACGAACGCUUCCCCUUUGAGCUGGUCAAGAUGGAGUUUAACGAAAAGGAGCUUCGCAAGGAGAUCAGCUACGCCAUUAAGAACAUCCACGGCAUCAGGACGGGCCUGUUCACUCCUGACCUGGCCUUUGAAGCCAUAGUGAAAAAGCAGAUCCAAAAGCUGAAGGAACCCUCACUGAAGUGUAUAGAUAUGGUAGUGAGCGAACUCACCUCCACCAUACGAAAGUGUAGUGACAAGCUGGCUCAGUACCCCAUGCUGAGGGAGGAGAUGGAGAAGAUUGUCACCCAGCACAUCCGAGACCGCGAGAGUCGCACCAAGGACCAGGUGAUGCUGCUGAUUGACAUUGAGCUGGCCUACAUGAACACCAACCAUGAGGACUUCAUUGGCUUUGCUAAUGCUCAGCAGAGGAGCAGCCAGGUGGCCCAGAAGAAGCAAACUGGCAAUAAGGAUGAAAUUAUGGUGAUCAGGAAGGGCUGGCUGACCAUCAACAACAUUGGCAUUAUGAAGGGAGGAGCCAAGGAGUACUGGUUUGUCCUGACUGCAGAGUCCCUGUCCUGGUACAAGGAUGAUGAGGAGAAAGAGAAGAAAUAUAUGCUCCAGGUGGACAACCUGAGGCUGAGGGAUGUGGAGAAGAGCUUCAUGUCCAGCAAGCAGAUCUUUGCCCUGUUCAACACUGAGCAAAGGAAUGUGUAUAAGGACUACCGUCAGCUGGAGUUGGCCUGCGAGACUCAGGACGACAUAGAUGGGUGGAAGGCCUCCUUCCUUAGAGCCGGAGUGUAUCCUGAACGUGUUACGGAAAAGGAAGGCAAGCAGAGUGACAGUGGAGACGGAGAGAACGGCUCAGAUAACUUCAUGCACUCCAUGGACCCCCAGCUGGAGAGGCAGGUGGAGACCAUCCGCAACCUGGUGGACUCAUACAUGGCCAUCGUCAACAAGACCGUCAGGGACCUUAUGCCGAAGACCAUCAUGUACCUCAUGAUCAACAACACCAAGGAGUUCAUCAACGCGGAGCUGCUGGCCAACCUGUACCACUCUGGGGACCAGAACAGCCUGAUGGAGGAGUCCCAGGAGCAGGCCCAUCACCGCGACGAGAUGCUCCGCAUGUACCACGCCCUGAGGGAGGCCCUAAACAUCAUCGGAGACAUCAGCACCACCACCGUCACCACCGCCAUGCCACCGCCUGUAGACGACUCCUGGCUGAGGCCGGGGGGAAACAACUCCGGGGGCAGGUCCCCAGCCAGCAGUCCCACUCCGAACAGAAGGGCUCCCCCAGGUCCCCCUGGACGCCCUGUCUCCCGUGGCUCAGCCCCUGGCCUCCCUCCUGGCCCCCCUGUCCCCUCUCGCCCAGGGGCCUCCCCGGAUCCCUUCAGUGGGCCCCCCCCAUCAGUCCCCUCCCGGCCUAACCGCGCACCCCCCGGUGUGCCGAGAAUCACUAUCAGUGACCAAUGAGGACUAACGCUUCUGCCGAAGACCCCCGCCCUCACCAACCCACUAGACUACUGAGCCCCCCUCCCCUCCAACCCACCGCCUACCCCACGGCAGAGAGACCAAGGACUGCAGAGCAACCUUCCUGACCUAGACCUUUCUUCCUUCUCUACUAAAUGACCCAGUCACGUCACACACACACGCACAAACCCACACACAGACAUAUUGUAUACCCACAAUACAGAGACAUGCAUUCAUCCUCCACUGUAUAUUAAGGACCAUUGUAGAUAAGAAUUAGAAAACAUUUACACACACUCAGACACACACAUUUACAUGCGUAAGUGGGUGGAUUCAGCAAAUAUGGAUGAGAGGGUUAAGGAAUGCUAUGCUGAAAUAUUUUUUCUUUCUUCCCCUCCCCUUCAGAUGGGUAUUUCUGAUUGCUGACUUUCUCUCUUUCUCUCAUAUCUGAAUGAUUAUUUUUUCUCUGAUCAUUUUGGAUAUUGAUAAUGAUCUUUUUUUGUGCUGGUUGACACGUUAUUCUGUGUGUUGAAUCUCUCUUGGGAGUAGAUGCAUUAUCCAUCUAUCUAGGAAAGUGGAGUGGAUCAGAAGGGAUAACUGCAUCUGAAAAACAGCUUUCUUUUUGUUGUCUUCUGCUAUGAUCAUCAUGAUCCAUACUGGUCCCUAAAGUCACAGGCUAGGACAAACCUGACAUAGAUGGGCAAGGGCCCUUUUUGUCAGAAAAACACCCAAAGAGAAAAUAUAUACAUAUUAUAACCAUUAAUGGUACAGACUCUCAUGUGUCACAAUGUAAUGUGGCAUCUAUCUCUGUGUUUUCUAUGUAUUAUUUAUGAUACACUGAUUAAUGUGUCCUAUUAUAUCUAAUAUCACAACAGUGUUUCCGAGCCUCUGAGUUUGGGGACAUUUUCUCUCGUUAUGUUUCAUUCACUUGUUCAUCCUUCGCUUAAUCUGGCUUCAUUAUGUCCUCUUUCCUAUCUGUUUCUACUUUUCCCCUCCUCUUUUUAUCGAAUAGCCGGCCAAGCAAGGGUGGGCCCUCUCGCCCCGAGAGCCCCCUGCCUCCUUUUGACUCCUAGAAGCAUCCUUUUAUGUCCCUCGGGACCCCCUGACACCCCCUCUCCUCUAACACUCCCCCCUUUCCACCACUCAGCCCCUACAUGUGAAUCCCCCCUAUAUUUCACACAAACACACACCAAUCAGAGAUCUCAGCAGCUCUUCACAACAGCCUCGCUCAAAGCAAGGGUGGAGAGGGGGAGCGAAAGAAAGAGAGAGGACAUGAAAAAAAGAAUCACCAACCCCGCUCUCUCUGAAUGGCCAUAACAUUCCUGUUCAUGGAUAGAAAAAGAAAAUAUAUCUUCCUCCCUCUUCCUGCCCCUCAGUAGGAGUGAGGGAGAAGAUAAUGUGCGGACCAUCUUGCAUCUGUGUCCAUGUCCUACAACCUCCUCUAGCCACCAGGCCUUGCGUCACUGUGAAGGCCCAUUCUUAUGUGAUGUGAUAACCAUCAUGAUAAUGUAUUGUUAUAUCUGCAAUGACACAAGUUCAGAUGUUCAGACUAACUGUGAUCUGGUCACAGGAGGUUGGUGGCAAUUUAAUUGGGGAGGACGGGCAAGGACAUGGUUUCCAUAUGUUUGAUGCCAUUCCAUUCGCUCCGUUCGGUUCCAUCCUUUAUUAUGAGCCGUCCUCCCCUCAGCAGCCUCCUGUGGAUCUGGUGUAUAUCGGUGUAAACUCCUCCUCAACCAGCUCCCUAAGGCACAUUUGAAGACAUGCUUCUCUCUGUGCUUCAAUCUCUGUACCCAUGCCACGAGUGCUAGGGGGUUGUGAACUAGAGGGUCUCCCGCUAAAACCUGUGGGCCAACAUUGAGCCAGAGUCGUCCGUCUGUCUCUUCUCCUCCUCUCCCACUUGUCAAUGAAACACUUCCCUACUAGUGAAACUCAGUACCUUUGCGAGGCGGGAUCUAAAUAGAAAGUGCAAUAUGUUCUUAUUGGACGGCUUAAUGAGAGCUAUCCACCAAUCACACCAGACUCAAAGUAGAUGAUCAGCCUGAGAGGAGGCAUGGAGACAGACAAGGCCCUAAUGGUGCGUCGCAAUACUGUUAAAUGGCAUCCUUUCUCCUUUCCUUACAAGGAAAGCUCAAACAUUGAAGUUCUUUUCAGGAAGACCAUUUAUAAGUGUUGCCAGUCCAGGAUUUGUUUUUUGACUCUCAAAGUGUUUCCAAGACCAGUGACCCUAACAGGAGAACAUGUGUUGAAUAUCAUUGGAACUGUGUAAUGAGUGUUGGGGUGGCUUAUCAACUUUUUUCUUUUCUUUCCUUUUUCCUUUCUUCCCUCUCUCAGUGGUCAAGGGGGUGAGUGAGGACAUCAGGUUUAAACCACCAACAACCCAAUCAGUGAUGGUCUAUACCUAUAUACACACACCUAUACAGUGCACCUCUCCCCUCCCAUGUCACUCUUGCGUUCCAUUGCUGUUUGAGAGAUGUGAGUUUACCCCCCUUUCUACCAGUGGACUCUGUUGUCUGUGGUUUGUUGUAUUAUGACCCUGUUGGUAAUAAUAGUACAUGGGCUCAUUUGCCUACCCACAAACCCCUGUUUCAGUAUCCAUAUCGUACUCACCUCAUACAAACCCACCCCUCCCCUUUACAACACCCUUGAGUCUUAGCAACAGCCAAUACAUAAAACUAUUAACUAUUAUGAAAUACUUAUAAAUUCAGAGUAACAUUUAUUAUGGACAUAUCUUACGUGUGUUAUGUAUCCUGUGUGGUGCAUCUUAUGGAAAUUGUGUUCCACUUGUCUAGAGGUUAGUUGACAAUGUAUGAAUACUGAAUAUUAAAUUAUUAUGAAUAAGUGACUGAGUAUGUGUACAAUGAAACAUGAUAAAAACAAAAAUGAACAAAUGAAUAAAUAAGUGAAUAAUGUUAUAUGAAAUCCCGUCAAUUGAUGUGUUGAGUAUUGGCAGGUUGUUUGAUUAGUAGCAUGUAGAAUAAUUUGUCGCUUCUUUCUCGGUCUCUGUCCGGAGAGGAAAUGAGGAGAGGGGGCAGAGUAAAUGUUUGUAUUCUAUCCUGCUGUGACAACUUCGUCCUGUAUCUUAUCUUACUGCUGUGGGUGGAAUGUGUCUGUCCAACAGGACUGUGCUUUGUCAAGACAUUAAAAGUCAGUGUACUGUACCAAAA
Coregonus clupeaformis (lake whitefish) is the source of this 6260-nucleotide messenger RNA. RefSeq names its product dynamin-1. The record is from RefSeq and is a predicted model, not a curated record. Lineage: Eukaryota; Metazoa; Chordata; Actinopteri; Salmoniformes; Salmonidae. Gene Ontology annotation, cellular component: microtubule; cytoplasm; membrane. The coding region runs from base 556 to 3102 and encodes 848 amino acids. Gene Ontology annotation, molecular function: GTPase activity; microtubule binding; GTP binding. The transcript has 23 exons.